GAUUUCUGUGAAACUGGGAAUCCUGAACCAAAAGUGGAAAAGAUGGGAAAUGCAGAAAGCAACGCCUAUCGGAAUCACCUUUCCAGAUUUCUUCCUGAGGAGCAGUCUGACAUUGAUGCAGUGUUUGAUGCUUUAUCAGGAUCGAGUGGCUCAGCUGGAGCAAAAAAUGGCAAAGCUACAAAGAAAACUGUGACUCUGGCAGCACUACAGGCGUAUAUGCGGGAGCCAUUACCAGAGCAAAUGACGGUUCGGUUAUACAACGGAAUGAAAAGUAUUGACCUGACUGGGAAAUCAUCUGGGCCGAGUGAACAGAUUGCUAAGGAGCAGUUUGUAAUUUUUAUGUCAAACCUCUUAAAAGGGAAUGCAGAUGAGAAGAUUACCAUAAUAAUGAGAAUGAUCUCCAAGGCAGAAGGGCCUGUGAAGGGCAAACAAAUCCAAGAGUUCACAGAGGAUCUGAUCAUGUCUGUAGUCCAUGUACUGAGCUACAGGAAGGAAUUGAAAGGUUGGAAUUUGGAGAAUACUAGGGAUUCUGCAAGUGGAGUAAAGGCUCUGGCUUCUCAGCUGCUGUCAGAAUUGAAGCUUGCGGAUGGAACCAAACCUGUGGGUCCUCAGCUGAUGGAGACAAGUUUUGAUAAAAGUGUCAUUGAGGAUUGGGUGUACCGAGUUCCACAGAUCUCAAUUUUCCUCAGUGUUGUUAUCAGGCAAGGCCUCCAUGUUCUGCAUUCUCUCCCAGACCAAACCAAAGACAUACUCAACCUGGUUCCAGGCUGCAAAGGCAUCAAAGGAAGAGGACUUGUCAGUCUCUUGGACAUCCCAUCCAUUAUAUACAUCAACUCCCAUCUGCCUGCAGAGCUGCAGCACAAGUGGCAGCUUUUAUUUUCUUCUAGGCUUCAUGGAGAAAGCUUUUCACAGUUGUGUGCCCAUAUAGUGAAGAAAGGUCCUUGCAUAGUGAUCUUAAAGGACUUAGAUGGUUAUAUCUUUGGUGGGUUUGCAUCUCACUCCUGGGAGAUGAAGCCACAGUUUCAAGGUGACAACAGAUGCUUUCUGUUUACUGUUUUCCCCUCUCUUGCUGUAUACACGUACACAGGGUACAAUGACCACUACAUGUAUUUGAACCACGGCCAACAAACAAUGCCAAAUGGACUUGGCAUGGGUGGACAACAUGGUUACUUCGGACUCUGGGUAGACGGUGACUAUGGGAAGGGACACAGUAAAGCAAAACCUCGAUGUACCACCUACAACAGUCCCCAGCUGUCAGCUAAAGAGGAUUUUACACUGGAUGCCGUGGAAGUUUGGGCAGUGGGAGACCUCCCUGAAAGCGCAGGGACAAAAGGUAAGAAGAGUAUCCUGGAUGUAGAUCCUGAGGCUCAAGCCUUUUUAGAAAUGGCUGGAAAAAGUCGUCAUAGCGAAGGCCUGCGAGAACCCAUUGAAGAGGAUGACGAUGAUGAGGAUAAUUAAAAGAAU
Molecule: messenger RNA, 1464 nt
Organism: Leptosomus discolor (cuckoo roller)
Lineage: Eukaryota; Metazoa; Chordata; Aves; Leptosomiformes; Leptosomidae
Source: RefSeq, a predicted model, not a curated record